AGAGAUGUCUUGCCCACUCGCUGGUCGGCACACCCAACUACAUUGCUCCGGAGGUGCUCAUGCGGACCGGAUAUACGCACGUCUGUGACUGGUGGAGUGUUGGUGUUAUACUCUAUGAGAUGUUGGUUGGUUCGCCACCGUUCCUGGCCAACACCCCUGGUGAAACUCAGUUUAAAGUUAUAAAUUGGGAAUCAACACUCCAAAUACCCAAAAUAGCGAACGUUUCACCUGAAGGCACGGACUUGAUCCUCAAACUGUGUACAAGUGCGGAUAGGCGGUUAGGGAAGAAUGCGAAUGAAGUAAAAUCACAUCCAUUCUUCGCUAGUAUAGACUUUGAGAAAGGAGUUCGGCGGCAAUCUCCUCCUCAUAUUCCUAGGAUACAAUACUCCACAGACACUUCUAACUUUGACCCAGUGGAUCCCGACAAACUUAGGAACUCUGCGUCCUCAGAUUCGUCAAAAUCUGAUGAGUUCUCAGACAGUGGAAAACCUUUUCACGGGUUUUUUGAGUUUACAUUUAGGAGGUUUUUUGACGACGGAGGUGGGACUCCAUAUCCCAAUAAGAUUAGUUUGGAUGAUAACGAUAACCAAGGUGCAGUUUAUGUAUGACUUUAUGUUAGCCUUUACAAUUGUUGUAUUGUACUGUAUUAAUACUUAUUGAGUUGUCAAACUCGGUACACUUACAAUAACAUUUGCAAAUGAAUGUAUAAUGUUAUUUUAUUGUGAAGGUGAAGUAGUCAGGCGUGAAACGUCUUUGCUCUCACAUGUAUACACAAAUUUCUAAUUUGAUUUGGUUUGUCAGCAGAUUGAGGUGUUGCCAGAAUAUCUGAAGCACAGUAAUUAUAUCAGUUUAAUUUUCCUAGGUAUAUCAACCAAGUUACCUUGCAUAGAGAAGUUUUAUUUUAAAGUAUCUCUCUGUAAGUUGUUUAUGAAGAUGUCAACUCAAUUAUUGAAUGAAACAAAGUUGCAAAGUUUAAAAUGCCUGCCAUUUAUUCAGUAGUUUAGGAAUCAAUGACAUCAAUGUUCUUAAUGAAUAUGUUAUUAUAGAAUAUAUAUUCUAUUCUAUUCUAUUUUAAAAUCUAUAAUUUUAUAACAUUGGUGCAACUAAUCUGAGUUGCUAUCUACCUAUAGAUUUGUUUAUUGUUCAACAUUAACUACAAACAAGUGAGACUCAACAAACUUUUUCUUUUCAACUUUUUUAAAAGCUCUUUUACUUUAAAACGUGUAUGCUUCUUCUAAUAGUGUUUAUUUCUAAAGAAUGUUUUCUAUAAAUAAGCCAAAUUUCUUACAUAACAAUAUUUGUUUACUGUCAAAUUUACUAACAACAACAACAAAUUUACAACAUGAUUAAAUUCUCGGAUCUUUAAAAUGUACUCAUCUUAACUUGUUUUUAGGCUGUGGUUUACAAUAAGCACACCCAGUUCGUCUAAGCAUUCAAUUUUACACUACAUACUUUUACACUACAUACUUAAGAUAAAUGUUUAUAAACAUGCAAUUUGAUAUCUUAGAUUGUUCCUGUAAGUACCACGUGGUUUUGAAAAGAUACAACAUAUUUGGUGUAACGAUAUCAUCGUAGAUAGCAAGAUACAUAUAACAUGAUACUUUACUUUAAUUGAUCUUCCCAGGAUCUCUUAUAUGUUAUUAAUGAUUUUACAUCAUACCAAUCAUUAAAUUCUUAUUAAUGAUAUACAUUAGUAACGUAAAUGGAUCAACUCAAAUAGUUUAAUGUAUAUCAUUUUUAUUUAAAAACGUAGGUUUCCAAUUUGUAUUUGGGUAGCAAAAUAAGUUAAACAGGACCAUUAUUUACAAAUGUUGAUGAAAGUUGGUUUCUAGUGAGUAUGCUUGAAGUUAUCUCCAAGAACAUCUUUGAGCAUUCUAUUUUUUUGAUCAUAUUGUUAUACAUAGUUAACAAUAUGCAAAUAUUGAUUUCCAUAUUUGCAUGUCUCUUGGUAUUGUUUGAUAGGUUGUUAAAUAAGUAGACAUUUAAAUAACUCAAAAAUUUGUGAAAUCUGUUAGAUAAUGGCAUGUUUUAAAGUACAUUAAGUAUCUUUUUUAUAUGUAAAUGGAGUAUAUUUUAAGAAAACACAAUUUAGAGGAUUUAACUAAAGUAAUCAUUUUAUGUGUUUUACAUACUAAAUAUGUCUUGUCAUCUUCAGCACAUCCCAUAAUAAUGAACGUGAACAAGAAAAUUUGUUGAAUCGAUUUCAGUAAAAAUAGAUUUUAUUUGAUAUUUGAUAUCAAAAUCAGUAUUACAUAUUGGUACCUUUAUUGAUUUCAUACUAAACAUUAUACUGCAGGAACUUAUAUUUUGAACUUUGCAGUAGUUGAGGUCAUAAGUCAUUCAGCUAAUCUGGCAUUAAUAUCUAGAUUUAUUGUUUUUUUUUUUUAGAUAAACUAUGUAUGAGAUCUUUAACAUUUGUUGAAAAUGUGACAGCAGUUGAUGAAUUUUGUGCAAAUGUAUCUGUGAGCAUAUUGUUGUAAUUGUUUCUGAAAUUGACUCAACGGAAUUGUUUUAUAUAGUUUUAAAACUAUAUUAAAAAUAUCUAAGUUUAUUUUCCAGUUCUUAGUAUCACCACUGAUUGUCAUAUAAGUUCUAAAGUUUAUUCAUAACGUACAUUAAGUUAGAAAACUCUAAAUUGGUAGCUGAAUUCAAAAUUUAUUAAAUAAAUCAUGUUAAAAGUUGUCGAUUAGAUGAAAAAUAACAUGUCUAAGGGUUAAAUGCUCUUGAAAAUCCAUAAAUGAACUGCCUUUUGUGUAUACUAGUGUUUAUAUUUAUUUUGUGAUUGCAUGACUGCAUUCAGAUAAAAUCGUGAUAAAAAUGCAGUUAUAUAGUUGACACAAUGAGAUUGUCCUUGGUACCAAAGUUGAUUGUUAUUAACAUGGUAUAUUAAUGUUUGGCACACCUCAGUCUGACAUGUAGUUUGGGUAUGCCUUCAAGUCAAUUGGUAUGUGAUAUAAGAUGUCAGGUUGCUUGUACUACCUACUUUAUGUGAUUUUUUUGAAUCACAAUAAAUAUUAUUUGAUCAUAGGAUUUGUUAACAAUUUAUUUUAUUAUUAUAAUAUAUAGAUUUAUAAUGUUGGGGUGUGUGUUAAGAUUUUGUAAACAUGUACAUUUUACUGCGCUGGUGUGUGUUGUAUAGUGCGUUAGAGAACUGUGAUGUAAGUGAGUGAUAGCUGGUUUUGCGAUAUAUAUAUAUUUUUUACUUAGUUGUAGAUAUCUGUGCAGUGCCUUAACUCUAAACAAUCACGAACACAUGUGCCAAUACAGUCAAUUUUUCACUUUGUAAUGUUGUAGUAGUUAGAGACGAUUUAGUGCAAGCCGCUCAUUCAGUUGUUAUCUCAAAACAGUUCACUAACAGCUCAUUCAGUUAUCUCACAACAGUUCACUAACAGCUUAUUCGUUUUAGAUUAUUUCAUUUUCAACAGUUGCAAUUAUAGCAUUGUAUUAAGAGAGCAUUUAUGGAAUUUUAUUGGUACUUAAGUUAUCAUAACGUAAGUUAAUAAGUUCUAAUUGAAAGAUAAUAUUUAAAGAAUAAAACUUACACGAGUAUAUUAGACCUUUGGUUCCCUGGUCAGGUUUUAUUGAUUGCUAAAUAGAAAUUUAUAUGUUAGGGAUUUUCAGUAUUUGGUCCAAAAUGAAUGACCAUAUGUUUGUAGCUUAUUUCACUGCAUUGUGUGUAGUUAGUUAAUUAUAUUUGAAAUUCAUAUAAAUGUGCUACAUGUAUUAUGGUUUUUAUAAGCCUAAAAAUCACCACGAAGUUGCUGUAAAUCUACAUACAUUUCUGCUGGGAGUUUUCCACUUUGUUUUUAUAGACAAGAUUGAAAACUCCAUUUUGUUUUUAUGUUAUAAAAUGAACAGAGAAAUGGGUUUGAUAGGUCAUAUAAAAGAUGAUACACAAGUGAAUAGAACUCUUUUACUUGACACAUCGUAAUUUAUACCUUUUCAUAUACGUUUUUACAGCACUUGUGGUAAAUAUGUAAAUCUGAAGAACCAUGUCAUGGAUAUCAGGAUGAGGUGCCUUAACGUGCCUUUCCUCUAAUUCUAAGUUAUGUUAAUGAAAAUAUCAAGUACUUGUUAACAGAGUUUAUUCGUACCGAUGAAUAUGUUUUAUUUUGAUGUGCACUUCUACUCCUUGUCAAAUUUGUACAGUCCUUGUGGUAGACUAUGCUACUUAGGCUAUACAGUCAUUGUAUCUUUAUAAUGAUAAAUUCAACAAAUGUAAAAUAACCACUAAUAUGUUGAACAUUUUCCAAUAUAAUUUUUCUUUUGUGUAAAUAAAAAUUAUAUUGGAAAAUGUUGUAUUCGUUUAUACUAGUGAUAGUACAAUACUACUAUGUUAUUGAAUUACUCUAUUGUUAUGGUAAACAUUUAAAAUGGACAAAAACAACCUAAAAGGAUAUUGAUUUAAGAAGUUCAACUAAAGCAACUGUUUCUUAAAUCUUUAUACUCUGAUUAGAACAGGGCAUGUUCAUAAACUAGAUCCAGUAUUGUAAUGGUAUAAAAUACAGCCUGUAAAUUAGUAAUAUUUUUUUAAACCAGCAAAAGUAGUUGAUUAAGUUGUUAAUGUAAGAACUAAGUAAAGUAGUUGUGGACUUUUUUAACAGUUUAAACAAAAUAUUUACCCUAGUGGUUUUAACCAUUUACGCUCGAAAGGCCAGCAGCACUGGCCACACCAAGGUUGCAGACAGCUUGCAUUAGUUUUGCCGUAGGUUGUCCUCGUAACUCGUAUGGCUAGUACAGAUGUCCACGCUACUUUCAUUGACAGCUCGGCGGCCAUAUUUGUUGUUUGCCUCCCCAGAACGGAAUUAUUUUUCCAUUUUCCUUUGUGUUAUUUGCAUGGUAAUUUAGUGUUUAAAGAAGAAAUGAAAAAUAAUUUUAAAUUUAUUUUUAAUGAAUUUCUAAUACAAAGGAUAAACAUAGAUUUGAUAAAUUAACUCAUGUGUAUAUUGCUAACAAAGAUAUGUAAAUAAAAUGUUUUAAAGUAGGCCUUUACAGUUAUGUUAUAUUCACACACAAACUAUUUUACAUUUUUCUCAGUCUUUACACUUUUUUAUGGAAUAAAACUUUUAAUAAUACAUACCAAUGUGUAGUCAAGAAUAGUUAGUACAUGUCUUUUAGUAAAAUUUUCUAAGUUUCCAUACUUUCUAUCACUUCAGUGUAUAGGUCCUCUAUGCAUCAUUCAUCUUAUUUGCACAGUUGCAAUGUUUAGAGAAGAAUUGUAGGCUAAUUUAAAAAUUUACUCCUUUACUUAAAAAGUACUUUAAAAUAAAGCUGCUUGUUGAUAGGUUUCAGCACUCACCAGUCUUUAUAAAACAAAGAGAAUAUUAGAAAAUAACUGCUAUGUUUAAUAGCCAGUAGUGCUGGCUUACGAUCUGUAGACGUAUUAUAUCUUGGCCAGUACAGCUGGACAUAUGAGCUGAGAUAACAUAACGCAAAAAUUAAUCCAUGCUUCCUUCAAAAUGGUGGCAGCCAGUAGAGCUGGCCAUACGAGCUCUAAGGACAAAUUAUAAAUACUGCCUUCAAAUGCUUAGGGUUAAAAAGUGCCUAUAUCUUCAUCUGUUUAAAUACAGUUUACAUAAUAUUUAGUGUAGAAAUAUCAUUAUUUUUAAGCAAAAUUUUAUCAAAUACAAAUGUGAAAGGAGGUUGAAUUGUGGUAAAAUUUCUGAUAUCCUCUAGGGAACAUAAGUUUAUGUCAAUAUGUUCCAUUUUACUGAAUUAAGCACACUUGUUGUAGAAUUGCCUUUAAAUGCAGUCGUAAAAUAUAAUUUAAAGGGGUAAAUUUUAACCCCUUAGGUUAAUUUUAUUAGCUGUUUAAAACCGUCUACUCUUGGUGAUAGAGGGCCUUGAAUUUAUGAAUGGUAACGAUUAUGGUUAAGAUUUUUUUAUUAAUAUAACAAAUUUCCACUGAUUGCCAUCCUGGUUAAGAUGAUGAGUGAUAAGCAAUAAUGCCAGCUAUGGCUCUAGACAUACAAAACCGCAUAAUCAUGAAAAAAAUAAUAAUCAUAUCAAUGUUUAACAUUUUAUAAAAGAAGAUCUGUUAAUGUUGUGUUUUGUACAUACUACUAUUUUUGUGUAUUAUAUUGAGGGUUAUGAUGGCUGAUGAAACCCAUUAAACUGCUAUCAGAGCAUUACAGGAAGGGUAAUACUCCAAGACCAUGUAUCUUGACAUAUCAAUAAUCAAGAUAUCUAAAGUUUAUGUAUAAACUCUUCAAUUUAAUCUCUUAUUCAAUACUUACUAAGUGGUAUCAGUUCAGUUUCAGGAACUAUGCAGACUAACUCAACCAGUUAAAAAGAAAUCAAUCAAAGUAACAUUAUCUAAGUCUAUUAAUGUUUAUUAUGACAGGUUCUUUAUAAAAUCAUGUUGUUUGUCCAUCUGUGCUAUAAUUCUUUACAGAAAGAUCGUAGUGUUUUCAAACUUACUACAUAGUAAAUGGAACUGACUGCAAUUUUUUUGAGACGUGCUGUAGAUUUUGAACACUGUGAAAUAAACAAUCCGUCAAAAUCUAUUGCAUAUUAGGCAAUGUUUAAAGGUUUGACCCAUAUCACUUAACCGUUUCCAGUGAAUCGAAGGAUUUGGUUGAAGUUUGUAAUAAUAUCCAUUUUUUGCAUUAAAGUAUCUAUGGAAGAUACAAUUUUAAAUUUAUCGCUAUUUCUUGUGUCCGUUGUGUGUGAUAUAUGGGAAAUACUUUAUUGGGUGACAACAAUUAAUUUUAAAUUAAUAUUAAUAAACUUAAGGAAUUGUUUUUCUUUAAAUAAGAAUAAUGGGUGAAGUGAAUAAAAAGAAAUAAAUAGUAGCGGAAGCCACCACGAAGUAAUAGCAUUGUAUUGAAAGGAAGUGAAGAAACAACUGCUGUCACUCCAUACUUACUACUACAGGCUGUCUGGAACAUAUGGUAGUUUUUACUUCCUUACCAUUUACUACAUCAUAGUAAUUACUCCUGACUCUCUGAACCUCACGACAAGAUGUCUCAAAGCUGAAGGUUCUAGUGGUACUGUUGGAAAGAGUUGUGUGAACAGAAUACUAUUUGCUUGCCUUAUAACAUUUAGAGAACACCGGUCAUUUAAAUAUAUGAGAAAGUAAAUAAUUACAAGUGUAAUAGUCUUCGACUCUAACAUCUUUAACUUGAAAUACUGAAUUAGACACAGCAUGUAAAAAAUUUCAAUUUUUGUGUGUCAAAGCUUCUUUUUGUGUCAUCACUUUCUGGCAGAAAUUCAGCAGUACAAAAAUUAACACGUUCUUCCUCAAACAGUAAAAAUUGUGUAUCAGUGACAUGCGAAAGCUCAUGAUACAACUUAUACCCCUGAACGUGUGUGAAAUCACCCAGAUGGUGACAACUAAAACAGUCUGACCUAGGCUCCUCUUAUACGAUGCGGUUAUUAGAGCAAGGUAUUAGGUGUUCAGUUUUAUUCGUAUGAAUCAGGAGUAAAUACUGGUAACACAUUAAUUUUUAUUCACUGUAAACAAAGUAAUUGCUUUAAAAUCGGCAUAACAAAGCAAGUACUAAUUUUUGUUCACUUCACCCAAUAUGUUUGUUUAGUGUUAGGACUUGUGUAAAUUGUUUGGCAAUUGAAGCAAGCAGGGAAUUUGUUUCUUAAUAAUAAUUCAAUGAUUUUAGAGAUGCAAAACAUUAAAAUAACCAAACCCCAAUGUAUGUAUUUUUUGUUUGUGCACAUUCUUGUUUAUUAUUUAAUGUUGUAUCAAUGAAAUUCGACAACACUGUAUCUUUACAAUCAAAGAUCUACAUUUUGGAACUAGUUAUAUAAAGUAAUUCUGUAGGAAUUAUAAAACCAUCUUGUAUUUUUGUACCUUCCUAACAUAUUUUACUGAAAAAAAAAAAAAUAUUAAGAAGUUUAUUAUUUGGAUGUAAUACUCAUUACAUGUGUAGAAUGUGAAAGAUGUAAAAUUAAUAAACAUGGAUCAUGUCAGGAAUGUGAUGUUUCAAAAGUGGAUUACGGAAUAAGAUUUUGAAAAUUGUUAACUGUCAUUGAUAAGAGAAAAACCUAUUGUUAUACAAGACAAGACAAGAAUUUCUUUAUUUUCACGUUCAUCAAGAAGGAAAUGGCUUCAAAUACAUAGUUUGGUACAAUGUAUUAUUGUUGGGCUUUAAAAAAAAUUAUUCUGCAGAAACAAAGUGGAAUUGUUGAUUAUUGAAAUACUAUAGUACAUCUAUGUAUAGUGUUAUAGAAUUACUAUUGUACUAGUUUUAUUUGUUUAAAGCUAUAAUUGCAUGUUAGUUUUAAAUUGUUUAAUAAAUUCCUUCAAGGAGUAAAGUUCUUUAUUCAAAUUGGCAUGAAUUUUUUCUGUAGUUUAUGGUUGACUGUUAUUACUUUGUAAUGUGUGGUAUUUGAAACUAAGUAUUUAGUUUUAUUUAUUUUGGUCCAUGAAAUUAUGGAAUUAUUUUUAGGCUUCAGAAAGUAAGAGAUUAUGCAAGUGGGAAUGGAAUCCAAAUGUUUUCAAUCUCCUUUUAAUAUAAUUUUUAUGAAAAUUGUAAGAACCACUAAUAUUUUAAUUAUCCUUUGAAAUGUUAUUGUUCCAGCUGAAAAUAAAAUAGGUUUGAAAUUGUAAAUAUCUUGUUAAAAAUGUAAAUUCAGAGGAAGCCCUGCUAAUAAAGUGAUAGUAGAUAAGGUAUUAAAUGAAAUAUUUAUAUGUUUACAAUAUCUAUUAACUAUAAUUUAUUGCAUGUCAAUCACUUCAUGUUUUAAAACACUUAUUUGUUGAUGUUGAAGAUGUUUUGUUUCUACUCAAUUGAUUCCUUGUUAGAUGUAAUUUAGUGAGAAAAUUGCAACCAAUCAGUUCAUGCUGUAGUUGCCAUGGAUGGAGUUAUGCAUGUCUCAUCACAUUACCUGUAGUUGUAGGCCUAAGAGUUACCAUGACUGAUGAAGCACACACCCCAUACACUCGCUCUCUGCCAGAUCUGACCAUUGUACAUAGAAUUUUGCUAUCUUCCAGCUUUUGUAAUUAUUAUUGUUUUAUAAAUAUUUAUAUACAUAUAUAAAUACACAGAAUUAACAUUUUUUAGCUUUUAUUAACAGUAAUAUAUAUAUAUAUAUAAAUAUUAAUAUAAUGAGCGCUCCAAUGUAAAUAUGUUAUUUAUAGAAGUUACUGGAAGUAAUGCGUGCUAGUGGAUUGAAAAGGCUUCAUUUAUGUUCUAACGGGUUUGUGUGUCGCUCCAUUAACAUGAAGUAAAUGAUGACCAUUUAAAUUUGAGAGGAUUGAUGUACCAAAAAUAUUAUCAUCGAAUUUAAUGUGAAGUUUAGUGCCUUUGUGUUUUUAUAUAAAGCUAUGUACAGUUAUCUUGUAAGUAGUGUAUAAAUAUUGACCUGCCAUGCCACUCUGUGCUAGUGAUAAUGUACAUUAUUUAAAUUCAGCAAUACAUGAAUAUGUUUUAAACAAA
Molecule: messenger RNA, 9395 nt
Organism: Homalodisca vitripennis (glassy-winged sharpshooter)
Lineage: Eukaryota; Metazoa; Arthropoda; Insecta; Hemiptera; Cicadellidae
Product: serine/threonine-protein kinase Warts-like
Exons: 2
Coding region: 60-608 (182 amino acids)
Biological process (GO): actomyosin structure organization; peptidyl-threonine phosphorylation
Cellular component (GO): cytoplasm; cytoskeleton
Molecular function (GO): ATP binding; protein serine/threonine kinase activity
Source: RefSeq, a predicted model, not a curated record